Macrosteles quadrilineatus (aster leafhopper) is the source of this 761-nucleotide messenger RNA. RefSeq names its product iron-sulfur cluster assembly 2 homolog, mitochondrial. The coding region runs from base 258 to 677 and encodes 139 amino acids. Gene Ontology annotation, molecular function: 2 iron, 2 sulfur cluster binding; 4 iron, 4 sulfur cluster binding; iron ion binding. Gene Ontology annotation, cellular component: mitochondrion. The transcript has 3 exons. Lineage: Eukaryota; Metazoa; Arthropoda; Insecta; Hemiptera; Cicadellidae. Gene Ontology annotation, biological process: iron-sulfur cluster assembly. The record is from RefSeq and is a predicted model, not a curated record.
UAGAGAUGAUCUGAAUGUUGUUGUUGUACAGUCCUUCUGACAUUGACAUUGACUGUAAAACUAAAAAUUGUGCAAUUUUAAAUUAAUUUGCUUUACUGUUUUUUCGCUCGAGAAAUUUGAAAAAUUAACCAUAAAAUAAAUCUAGUUUUUGAGAUUAAGAUGUUACUAGUUGAAAAUAAUGGCAUUUUCUGAUUAGACCUGUCAUCAAAUUUGAUAAAUCCCUAAACCUACUCAGGUUAGGGGGUUUCUAAGGAGCAAUGGCUUUGUUGCAGAGAAUGAAAUAUUUUAGUUUACCUAAACAUAAUCUCAGAUUUUAUUGUUCCGCUAAACCUGUAAUUGGAGAAAAAUUAGGAGAAUUGUCCAUUUCUGAAUCUUGUGCCAAAAGGCUCAACAAAAUAGUGAGUGAUGGGAGUGCACUAAGAGUGGUUGUUGAAGGAGGUGGUUGUUCUGGAUUCCAAUAUAAAUUUGAGCUUGACCAAAACAUCACCGAUGAAGAUAGGAUUUUUGAGAAAGAUGGAGCCCGUGUGAUAGUGGAUGAGACAUCCCUGCAGUAUAUAAAAGGAUCAACCAUAGACUACCAACAGGAGCUCAUCAAAGCUUCCUUUAGGGUGGUCAACAACCCCUUGGCUGAGCAGGGGUGUUCCUGCGGCGCCUCCUUCUCUGUUAAACUUGAAUAAUUUCUGCUGAGAACUGGUAGUGAAAAUGUUUGUGAUACUAUGAUUAGGUCCUAUGAUGAAUAAAAUGUAAAUAUUAAUAGUUAA